UCUGUCUUCUUUCAUUCAAAGUAGCUUAAAGUUGCAGUACAAACUCCCAUCCCACCACCUCCUCACGAAUCUCACCUUUUUCCCCUUUUAUCUCUCCUAGGGUUUGCAACUUUGCAUCAAUCGCUCCAUAACCUCCUUCUGUAAUCGAAUGUAGCUCACAAGUAGAUUUGAAGUUUGUCGGUGCAGUGCAGUUGCUGUGUUUUGAGUUGUUGAUUUGAAGUUGAAGAAGAAUGACGUCACGAGGCGGUGCUGGUGGACCGUCGGAUCAACCGACGCCGACACCGCAGCGGCGGAUCAUGCGGACGCAGACGGCGGGGAAUCUCGGAGAGUCGAUAUUUGAUAGUGAGGUGGUGCCGUCGUCGCUGGUGGAGAUUGCUCCGAUUCUGCGUGUGGCUAAUGAAGUUGAGCCUAGUAACCCUAGGGUUGCUUAUCUCUGUCGGUUUUAUGCAUUUGAGAAAGCCCAUAGACUGGACCCCACUUCUAGUGGACGUGGUGUUCGUCAGUUCAAAACUGCCCUUCUUCAGCGACUUGAAAGGGAAAAUGAUCCAACCUUGAUUGGGAGAAUGAAAAAAAGCGAUGCACGUGAAAUGCAGAGCUUUUAUCGACAUUACUACUCAAAGUACAUCCAAGCUUUGCAAAGUGCUGCUGACAAGGCAGACCGCGCACAGCUUACCAAAGCAUACCAAACUGCUAAUGUUCUCUUUGAGGUUUUAAAGGCUGUUAAUCAAACACAAUCAGUGGAAGUUGACCGUGAGAUUCUCGAAACACAUGAUAAAGUGGCACAGAAGACCGAGAUUUAUCUCCCAUACAAUAUACUACCUCUUGACCCUGAUAGUGCCAAUCAGGCCAUUAUGAGAUACCCAGAGAUUCAAGCUGCUGUUGUUUCCCUUCGUAACACGAGGGGUCUUCCAUGGCCCAGGGAAUACAAGAAGAAAAAUGAGGAAGACAUUCUGGAUUGGCUUCAAGCUAUGUUUGGGUUUCAGAAAGAUAAUGUGGCAAAUCAACGGGAACAUUUGAUUUUGUUGCUUGCAAAUGUUCAUAUUCGGCAAAUUCCAAAACCUGAUCAGCAGCCCAAGUUGGAUGAACGUGCAUUAAAUGAAGUGAUGAAGAAGCUUUUUAAGAACUACAAGAAAUGGUGCAAGUACUUGGACAGAAAAAGUAGCCUUUGGUUGCCAACAAUACAGCAAGAAGUUCAACAACGUAAAUUAUUAUAUAUGGGGCUAUAUCUUCUCAUAUGGGGGGAGGCUGCAAAUUUGAGAUUUAUGCCUGAGUGCCUCUGCUACAUCUAUCAUCAUAUGGCUUUCGAAUUGUAUGGUAUGCUAGCUGGCAAUGUAAGUCCAAUGACCGGUGAGAAUGUAAAACCAGCUUAUGGAGGAGAUGAGGAAGCAUUUUUGACAAAAGUGGUUACUCCUAUUUAUGAUGUGAUAGCAAAGGAAGCGGCCUGGGGCAAAGUAGGGAAAUCAAAACAUUCGCAGUGGAGAAAUUAUGACGAUCUAAAUGAAUAUUUCUGGUCUGUAGACUGUUUCCGGUUAGGUUGGCCAAUGCGUGCUGAUGCUGAUUUCUUCUGUGAGCCUGAGAAAUCACGCGAGCUUGAAAAAAAUGGGGAUGGCAAACCAAUUGGUAUGCAUCGACGGGCGGCUAAAGUUAAUUUUGUGGAGAUACGAUCAUAUUGGCAUGUUUUUAGAAGUUUUGACAGAAUGUGGAGUUUCUUUAUAUUGUGCUUACAGGCCAUGAUUAUUGUUGCUUGGAAUGGUGAUGGAAACCCUACCUCAAUCUUUGAAUCAGAUGUGUUUAAAAAAGUAUUGAGUGUUUUUAUAACUGCUUCAAUAUUGAAGCUUGGUCAAGCUGUUUUGGAUGUGGUGCUAAAUUGGAAAGCAAGACAAUGCAUGCCAUUUUAUGUCAAGCUAAGAUACCUUUUGAAGGUUGUAUCAGCUGCAGCUUGGGUUGUAAUCUUACCAGUUACUUAUGCUUAUACAUCAAAAGAUCCUGGAUUUGCUCAAACCCUUAAAGGUUGGUUCGGGAACAUCCAAGGUCCCCCAUCAUUGUUCAUUUUGGCGGUUGUUAUCUACUUGUCACCAAACAUGCUUGCUGCUGUGUUAUUUCUGUUCCCCUUCGUACGACGCUACCUUGAGAGUUCAGACUACAGGAUUGUAAUGCUCAUGAUGUGGUGGUCUCAACCUCGACUUUAUGUUGGGAGGGGAAUGCACGAAAGCACCUUUUCACUUUUCAAGUACACAACCUUUUGGAUUCUGCUCAUCAUAACAAAGCUCGCUUUCAGUUACUACUUAGAGAUAAAGCCACUUGUGGGUCCUACAAAAGCUAUUAUGAGUGUUCAUAUCAAUGUUUACGCGUGGCAUGAGUUCUUCCCUCAGGCAAGGAAUAAUAUUGGUGUGGUGGUCGCCCUCUGGGCUCCAAUCAUUCUUGUGUAUUUUAUGGAUACUCAAAUCUGGUAUGCUAUUUUCUCUACAAUAUUUGGAGGUGUUUACGGGGCUUUCCGUCGUCUUGGAGAGAUUCGAACUCUAGGAAUGUUGCGGUCGCGUUUUGAUGCUUUGCCUGGGGCAUUUAAUGGUUGCUUAAUUCCACCUGAGAAAAGUGACCCAGUAAAAAAGAAAGGACUUAAAGCUACCUUGUCCCGUAAUUAUGAUGCCAUCACGUCCCAGAAAGGGAAAGAAGCUGCAAGGUUCGCUCAGUUAUGGAAUAAAAUUAUCACAAGUUUCAGAGAGGAAGAUCUUAUUAAUAAUAGGGAAAUGAACCUCUUGCUUGUUCCAUAUUGGGCAGACCGAGAGUUGGACCUAAUUCAGUGGCCUCCAUUUCUUCUUGCUAGCAUGAUCCCUAUUGCAUUGGAUAUGGCUAAAGACAGCAAUGGAAAAGACCGUGAGCUAAAAAAACGAAUUGAGAGUGACAGUUAUAUGUCUUGUGCUGUUCGUGAAUGCUACGCUUCAUUCCGUAACAUUAUUAUGUAUUUAGUUCGUGGCAGUCGUGAGCAGAAGGUUAUCAACGAUAUAUUUCUCGAAGUUGACAAGCAUAUUGCAGAGGGGGAUCUAGUGAGAGAGUUCAAUAUGAGUGCUCUCCCUACCCUCUAUGACCAUGUUGUCAAGCUUAUUAAUUACUUGUUAACAAAUAAGCAGGAGGACAGGGAUCAAGUUGUAAUUCUUUUCCAGGAUAUGCAUGAAGUUGUGACCAGAGACAUAAUGGAAGAAUCAAAUAUGGAUGGGCAAGGAUACGAGGUGGAUGAACAAUACCAGUUGUUUCAACCUGCAGGAGCAAUCCUGUUCCCGACUCCAGAAUCAGAAGCUUGGAAGGAAAAAAUCAAUAGGUUGUACUUACUGCUUACAGUUAAGGAAUCUGCUAUGGACGUGCCUUCAAACUUGGAAGCGAGAAGACGAAUAUCCUUCUUCUCCAAUUCAUUGUUUAUGGAUAUGCCCUCAGCCCCUAAAGUUCGCAAUAUGCUUUCUUUCUCUGUGCUCACCCCUUACUACAAUGAGGAGGUUCUCUUUUCGUUGCAUGAUUUGGAAGUCCAAAACGAGGAUGGAGUAUCAAUCCUCUUCUAUUUGCAAAAGAUUUUCCCAGAUGAGUGGAACAACUUUCUUGAGAGAGUGGGUUGUCACAAUGAAGAUGACUUAAAAGGAAUCGAUGAGUUAGAAGAUCAACUACGUCUUUGGGCUUCAUAUAGAGGACAGACCUUGACCAAAACUGUUAGGGGGAUGAUGUAUUAUCGCAAAGCUUUGGAGCUUCAGGCUUUCCUUGAUAUGGCUAAAGAUGAUGAUUUGAUGGAAGGGUAUAAGGCGAUCGAAUUAAAUGAGGAUCAGAUGAAGGGAGAACGGUCAUUGUGGGCUCAGUGUCAAGCAGUGGCUGAUAUGAAGUUUACAUACGUGGUCUCAUGCCAACAGUAUGGCAUACAAAAGAGAUCUGGUGAUGCUCGUGCACAAAAUGUUCUUAGACUAAUGACAGAGUACCCGUCUCUACGUGUUGCUUACAUUGACGAGGUUGAGGAACCUAGCAAAGACGCAACCAAAAAGAUAAACCAUAAAGUUUAUUACUCUGCUCUUGUCAAAGCUAUGCCAAACUCCAAUGCUUCUGAGACAGGUCAAAACUUGGAUCAGGUGAUUUAUAAGAUAAAAUUGCCAGGGCCUGCAAUAUUAGGAGAAGGAAAGCCUGAGAAUCAGAAUCAUGCAAUCAUUUUCACACGUGGAGAGGGCUUGCAGACUAUAGACAUGAAUCAGGAUAAUUACAUGGAAGAGGCGUUAAAAAUGAGGAACUUGCUUCAAGAAUUUCUUAAAAAACAUGAUGAUGUGAGGUACCCGACGAUAUUGGGACUUAGGGAGCAUAUUUUCACUGGAAGUGUUUCUUCUCUUGCAUGGUUUAUGUCUAAUCAAGAAACAAGUUUUGUAACAAUUGGUCAAAGAUUGCUGGCCAACCCUUUGAAGGUUCGUUUUCAUUACGGUCAUCCAGAUGUUUUUGAUAGGCUGUUUCACCUUACCAGAGGAGGUGUCAGCAAAGCCUCUAAGAUUAUAAAUCUAAGCGAGGACAUAUUUGCUGGUUUUAAUUCUACCCUACGUGAAGGCAAUGUGACACAUCACGAAUAUAUACAAGUUGGUAAAGGGAGGGAUGUCGGCCUUAAUCAAAUAUCUUUGUUUGAGGCUAAAAUUGCCAAUGGAAAUGGGGAACAAACACUUAGCCGCGACGUAUACAGGCUUGGACACCGUUUUGACUUCUUCAGGAUGUUAUCUUGUUACUUCACUACAAUUGGUUUCUACUUUAGUACUCUGAUCACUGUAUGGACCGUGUACGUGUUUCUUUAUGGGCGGCUUUAUCUUGUACUUAGUGGACUUGAGGAGGGGCUUAGCACCCAACCUGCAAUUCGUCACAAUAAACCACUUCAAGUGGCUCUUGCUUCACAAUCUUUUGUGCAAAUUGGAUUCUUAAUGGCGUUACCUAUGAUGAUGGAAAUAGGUCUAGAACGAGGUUUCCGUACAGCAUUAAGUGAAUUCAUUCUUAUGCAACUACAACUCGCCCCUGUGUUUUUCACAUUUUCACUUGGAACAAAGACUCACUACUAUGGUAGAACAUUGCUUCACGGAGGUGCAAAAUACAGAGGAACGGGCCGUGGGUUUGUUGUGUUUCAUGCAAAGUUUGCCGAAAACUAUCGUCUUUACUCUCGUAGUCAUUUCGUUAAGGGAAUCGAGCUUAUGAUUUUGCUUCUUGUUUACCAAAUAUUUGGUCAAACAUAUAGAGGAUCACUUGCAUACCUUCUGAUCACCAUUUCGAUAUGGUUUAUGGUUGGCACAUGGUUGUUUGCUCCGUUCUUGUUCAAUCCUUCGGGUUUCGAGUGGCAAAAGAUCGUUGAUGAUUGGACUGAUUGGAAUAAGUGGAUCAGUAAUCAGGGUGGUAUUGGGGUUCCUCCUGAGAAGAGUUGGGAAUCAUGGUGGGAGGAGGAACAAGAACACCUGCAUUAUUCUGGAAAGCGCGGUGUUAUAGUAGAGAUAUUGUUAGCAUUACGCUUUUUUAUUUAUCAGUAUGGUCUUGUUUAUCAUCUAAGUAUGACAAAGCAUCAGAAAAGCGUCUUGGUUUAUGGCAUAUCAUGGGUCGUCAUCUUUGCCAUUUUGUUGGUGGUCAAGGCUAUAUCGUUUGGGCGGAUGAAAUUCAGUGCAAAAUUUCAGCUUGUUUUCCGGCUGAUUAAAGGAGCAAUCUUCAUCAUGUUUGUCUCUAUUCUUGUGAUCCUGAUUGCACUCCCCCACAUGACACUACAAGACAUCAUUGUGUGCAUUCUCGCUUUUAUGCCAACUGGAUGGGGUUUGCUACUGAUUGCACAGGCAUGCAAACCGGUAGUGAAGACAGCUGGAUUCUGGGGAUCGGUGAAAACACUUGCACGUGGGUAUGAGAUAGUGAUGGGUCUACUUCUGUUCACACCAGUUGCGUUUCUUGCAUGGUUUCCUUUUGUUUCAGAAUUCCAAACACGUAUGCUCUUCAACCAAGCUUUCAGUAGAGGUUUGCAAAUAUCUCGUAUUCUUGGGGGGCAUAGGAAAGAUCGAUCUGCCAGGAACAAAGAGUAAUUUAAAGACGAUAUGUAGUAACAUCAACUUGUUUCAAGGCCUGUAUUUUUGGGUAGCUAGCUGGUUUUCUUUAGUUGUGUAUUAAGCUGCGAACACUUGCAGUGAUCUCGUGGACAGACAACUCGGCAGUCAGUGAUGACUGCUGAUGUUCAACUUAAUUUAGAAAUUUAACUUGCAAGUUUUGCCUAUUUUGAUGCUUA
Messenger RNA from Helianthus annuus (common sunflower), 6253 nucleotides. Its product is annotated as callose synthase 3. Gene Ontology annotation, cellular component: 1,3-beta-D-glucan synthase complex; plasma membrane. The transcript has 42 exons. Gene Ontology annotation, biological process: (1->3)-beta-D-glucan biosynthetic process. The coding region runs from base 231 to 6053 and encodes 1940 amino acids. Lineage: Eukaryota; Viridiplantae; Streptophyta; Magnoliopsida; Asterales; Asteraceae. Gene Ontology annotation, molecular function: 1,3-beta-D-glucan synthase activity. The record is from RefSeq and is a predicted model, not a curated record.